GGAGUGGUCACCGGGGAUUUAAAGAGCUGCCACUUCCUUGGGCCCCCAGAGGGCACUGGGAGGUCACAGUGGCAGAGGGACACCCGAACUGAGCCUCUGCCCGCCCCCUGCCUAAGCCAUGCACCUCUGUGGGGGCAGUGGGCUGCUGACCAGGACGGACCCCGAGGAGUGUCAGAGGCUGAAGAAGAAGCAGAAGAACCGCGCAGCCGCCCAGCGCAGCCGGCAGAAGCACACGGACAAGGCGGACGCCCUGCACCAGCAGCACGAGACCCUGGAGAAACACAACCAUCUGCUGCGGAGGGAGAUCCAGGCCCUGCAGGCGGAGCUGGUGUGGUGGAGCCGGACCCUGCAAGCGCAUGAACGCCUGUGCCUCAUGGACUCUGCCACCUGGUUGGCUCCAGUGACCCCUGGUUGCUGGGGCCAGACCGAGCGGCCCCCGGACUCCAUGCUCCAUGGACAACAUGGCUGCCAGGAGCAGCUGGGCCUGUUUCAGACCUCAGUCUCUUCUCCCUCGGCUCACCGGCUCUCUCCAGAUCCACAGCCUCAUAGUUCACCUGGCCUCCCCCUGUCCCCUCUGCCUUCUCUGUCCCUUGACUCCACUCAGGUCACCGCAUCUCCUGCCCAACUGUGCCCCAGCCCUGUCCAGUCAGCCUCGCUCACUGGAUCCAGCCUGCCAAGGCCUUCCUCCAAGCUCGACACCCUCCUGCCCGGUCCCCCAGCCCAGCCCACCCCUCUACAGCCCCUUGUGAUGGAGCACCCCACCAGAGGGAAGCUGGGGUCCUCACCUGACAGCCUCUCAACUGCCCUGGGGCUGGCCUGCCUGCAGGGUGGGGAGUACAAGCCCGCGGCCUUAUCGGCAGCAGAUCAGCAAGGGCUGGGUGUGGAUCCCAGCCCCCACCCACUCUUGGCUUUCCCCCUGCUUUCCUCUGCUCAAGUCCACUUCUAACCCAUCCCUGCGAGCCGAGCUAGCCCCUUCCUUGGACUGAAGUAGCAACCUCAGCACACUGGCGUCUCCUCCCUUACCAUUGGAGGUUCCCUUUCUUGGCUGACCAGCUGGCCCAGCAUUUCACCAGGAGGAGAACGUCAUCACUGCUGCCCAGCACUGCCAGGCCCUGUCACCGCCAUUAUUGUAUUUCAACUUCAUGGUCAUUCUGCAAAAUCCAGAUGAUCACACCACUUUUUUAGAUAAGGAGACGGAGGCCAGAGAAGCCGUGUGAUGUGCCCAAGGUCGCACAGACUUUUUGGGGACCUGAAACACCACCAUCUGCUCCUCUUUCUCCUGGUGGGAUCCUGGCCCGGGCACCCUAGGAGCUGAAGUCCUAGAAACUGGGGGCUGGUGUGAGGUUUAUGUGCUGGGAACAGGAAGGAGCUCUUUCUUCUGGUUUGUGGGGGAGCCCUGCAGUUCCUGAAACCUCAACCUAGCUGGGGCUAGUCCAGAGUCCAAGAGGGAUAGGGAGAGGCCAAGCAGGAGCCCAGAAGUGGACUUCUUCUUCCCUAGCAGUGUUUUCAGUGCCAAGGAACUGAACCUGUGGGUUGGAGUUGGGGAGAAGCCUGGAACAGUCCCCCCAGGGAUUUCUGCAGGAGGGGAACCCGUAGCCAUACCAAGACCUCUGGGAGAUUCUCCAGGGUCAGCUCCCCAGGCUAUUCCCAGAUAGCUCCCUGCCUCUCCCAAGCAGGAGCUCAGCUGCAGUAUCUGCUGGGGUAGGGGUUGGGGGGGGUGGGUGUGGGUUCUCACUCAGACUCAGGACAAGCUCUGUAAGGGGCCUGAGAUGAGAAGCCCCAAUUCUUCACCCAGAUUUUCUUUUUUUUUUUUUAAGAUUUUAUUUAUUUAUUUGAC
Messenger RNA from Callorhinus ursinus (northern fur seal), 1837 nucleotides. It is a transcript of the gene BATF2, whose product is annotated as basic leucine zipper ATF-like transcription factor 2. Gene Ontology annotation, biological process: regulation of transcription by RNA polymerase II. The record is from RefSeq and is a predicted model, not a curated record. NCBI's taxonomy places the organism in Eukaryota, Metazoa, Chordata, Mammalia, Carnivora, Otariidae. Gene Ontology annotation, cellular component: nucleus. Gene Ontology annotation, molecular function: RNA polymerase II cis-regulatory region sequence-specific DNA binding; DNA-binding transcription factor activity, RNA polymerase II-specific.